GUACAAUUCAAAUUAAUGAUAGAACAAAAAUAAAUAAGCAACUCUAAUAAAGCAAAAUAUUUAAAGUCGACUAAAAGGGGGGAAGGUAUUGAAUAAUUAAGGGUUACUUUGACUGUUGAAAACCAGUGGACCUGUCAGUAGUAAUCUGAUGGAGCAGUUAAUAUAUUACAUUGAACAGACGACCAUGGCCUCGCAACAAAUGGAAAUCAUAGCAAAGGUGCUGGAGCAGUCCGCCAAGUUGGUAGAGGAGCAGGUGGACGCACAAAUCAGCAAACUGAAUGAAAUGGACGAUGACGAUUUCGAGAGACUGAAGGAGAGGAGGCUGGAGGCUCUAAGAAAAGCCCAGAAACAGAAGGAGGAGUGGUUAUCCAAAGGCCAUGGCGAGUACAGAGAAAUUGCAAAUGAGAAAGACUUUUUCAGCGAGGUGAAGGAUACCCCCAAUGUUGUCUGCCACUUCUACAAAAACACUACCUUUAGAUGUAGAAUUCUGGACAAACAUUUGGCCAUUUUGGCGAAGAAGCACGUUGAGACCAAAUUCAUCAAACUGAACGCGGAGAAGGCUCCAUUUCUGGUAGAGAGGCUACGGAUCAAAGUCAUUCCCACGCUGGCUUUGGUGAUCGACGGGAAAACAAAGGACUAUGUGGUUGGAUUCAGUGACCUGGGAAACACAGACGAGUUCUCCACCGAGAUGUUGGAAUGGAGGCUCGGCUGCGGAAACGUCAUAGACUACCGUGGGAACCUGAUGGAACCGCCCACACAGUCACAGAAGCCAAGGUCAAAGUUAACAAAAUUGGAGAAGAAAACCAUCAGAGGAAAAGGUGACUCAGAUUCAGACGACUGAAACACUGGCCUGGUUUUCUCUCUCAGGGCUCUACGUCAUUUCAUCAAGAGAGAAGCGAAAAGCCCACUUUAGUUUUUCCACUUCCACUUUUUUACUCAAGUAACAAUAUGAUUUAUUCUUUUAUUUAAAAAUAUAUUUCUUUGAACCACAUUUUUAGAAGGUCUAUUAUCCACCAGAUCAGAAUUGAUGCAGAAUAGGAGAUUUAGGGGUUUUCUUUUCUUUUCUUGUGUAGAAUCUGACAAAUCUUACAUGAAAAAUAAAGACAUGGAAAUUAAAUUUAGGUUCAGAUGUAGUUCAGUUUUUUUCUCAGAUUCUCAUGUCACAUGUGAGUGCCAAUAACUUCUGUAAGCAACAGAUUACAUUUUCACAUGACAAUUCUUGGACUGAUGUUAAUAAAAAGUAUACAUAAAUAUAAACGUGA
This is a messenger RNA of Cynoglossus semilaevis (tongue sole), 1262 nucleotides long. It is a transcript of the gene txndc9, whose product is annotated as thioredoxin domain containing 9. The coding region runs from base 149 to 841 and encodes 230 amino acids. The transcript is spliced from 5 exons. The record is from RefSeq and is a predicted model, not a curated record. Lineage: Eukaryota; Metazoa; Chordata; Actinopteri; Pleuronectiformes; Cynoglossidae.